Molecule: messenger RNA, 1920 nt
Organism: Pleurotus ostreatus (oyster mushroom)
Lineage: Eukaryota; Fungi; Basidiomycota; Agaricomycetes; Agaricales; Pleurotaceae
Exons: 1
Coding region: 1-1920 (639 amino acids)
Source: RefSeq, a predicted model, not a curated record
AUGCCCCCGACGUACAGAAAUACGCCUACGCUCAUCACGCUCUUUUCUCGCCUAGCUCCUCGUCGCGACGAAUUCAAAUAUCUCAACGACCACACCGACAGUCACAAUGGACACCGCAACGGCCCCAAGAAGGUCGCACAAACAAACUUCGAUUCCAAGCAUUCCACCAGUAAAUCUGCUUCUCACCAAGAAAAAGUUCUGGCCCAGGACCUGGCCAAAGGCAAGCCUGAGGACGACGCAGGCGAGACCAGCAUGACUGCCAUACCCGUACCAAUACCUGAUACUGGAUCUCAUCAUUCCGAUUCGACCGACAAGAAUAAACCACACAGCAAAAGUUCUUCUAUCUCGGAACACUCUAUGACAACUUCAUCACUUGUAUCGGCGACUUCUUUGUUACUCCCAACAACCACUGUCUUUUCAUCAGCCCCACCUACGGACACUAUCAGCUCCACUUUUCAAUCUGUAUCUGUAAUUCCUUCCAGCGCAGCGCACCCAUCUCUGGCGGGUCCCCACCUUUCGACCCUUGCAAUAGCGUUGCUGGCUUCUGGCGCAGCCUGUAUCAUAGUUGCCCUCUUCAUAAUCAUCAAAGUUUGUUCUCGCCCUAGGCGCCGUACACCAACGCCUUCUUUGCCUAUUCUGGAAGACGGUUUCGAUGAUAUCUACAAACCCGGUGUAGAGGACUCGCCUCUGUUUGGAGGCAAGGAAAGGAUAUCUCAUCUUGACAACAACGGUUUCUCUCCCUGGCCCAAGGACCUCCAGGCACCGCAGUGGCCACCUGAGCCCGUACAAACUUUUAAUACUGCCCCCAAUAAUACCUCUCACUGGAUGCAAAGGCGGGAAGUGGAUUACGCCUUCAACGGACAUGCGCACAGCCAGGGCUCCACCUAUGAACCCAACAUUGUCUCACCGCGACCUAUUCGCCAAAUGCAGGACGCUAUCACUCGAGUUACCCGCCGGCUAUCGGCAGCCUCACUCCACCCAGGUGGGAAUCCGUCUACGGAGGCAACUGGCCUUGGUAUAGGCGACAGUCCCCCGCUCACUGCGGAUGGAUACCAGGUCAUGGAACGCAAGUCGAGGUCGGUGUCUCGCAAAAGUGUCAACGGAUCCGAGCCACUUCCUCAAGGCCGACGGCAGUCACAAUCUCUCAGGCAAUCUAUGGGUCUCGCAUAUGAUGGAGCCGACGUUUUGUCCCCUUGUUCACAUGACGUUUAUGUUCCUAGUGAAAUGAUUACCCCGAUCGCGAUAGCUGAACCGUCUCCUGCUCAUGGUGGCCGUAGCCGUAUUAAAUCGUCGUAUUUCACAUCUUAUCCUAGAUCAUCUGCCGCCCCCAUGUUCGCAAAUGCAGGCGCUCUCAACCACGUUGAAUCUUCCGAGGCUUCUCUACAUCGGUCGGAAUCCCGUCGUGAUCGGGACACCAAAGCCCUUGCUGCUGCGCUCGGCCUUUCAUCCCCGUCUCCCAUCUGUCCUCCCCCACCUUCUCCCACAAUUCACCCGGAUGAUUCUCUCAGCAUGCUGGGCAGGCGCUUCUCGAAGGCCAUCCCAUCGCGUUCAGCUGACAGUGCUGCGGGUGGGGAUGCAAAGCCCAGACAUUCGCUAUCUGCAAUGAGUCCAAGGAGCCCGUCCUCAGUGCUAGGCAAUCUUAUGUUGGUCGACUUCGGAGCUACUAGCAAGUCACUAGCUAACAUCGGGUUUGGUGAAAGUACACGCCAAUCCUAUGCGAGCUCCAAAAUACCCACGUCGAUGUCCAAGAAAAGUCUGUAUGACGAUAGGCCUCCGCGAGUUCCGUCGCCCCCACCCCUGCCUUCACUCGCCCAGAUGGGAUUAGAGAAGUCCUGCCCGGAGACAUUUGCGAGCUAUCGCAGCCCAACGUACAGCAUUUUCGGACUUUAUGAAGAUAGUAGAAGGAGCGUUCUGAGGUGA